Rotaria sordida is the source of this 576-nucleotide messenger RNA. The record is from the annotation of a GenBank genome assembly. Lineage: Eukaryota; Metazoa; Rotifera; Eurotatoria; Philodinida; Philodinidae.
AUGGGUUCUAAUGCAAGUAUUAUGCUUCAACAAGAUGACUUACAGAAUAUUUGUCAACAGACAGGUUUUGCUGUUAAACAAGUUCAACGUUUAUAUAGUCGUUUUAAAACAUUAGAUAAACGUGAUUGUGGAUAUUUAACACGUGAAAAUCUUUUAUGUAUUCCAGAAGUUAAUAUUAAUCCAUUAGGUGAACGUUUAAUUGAUGUUAUUAUGGAAGAUUAUGGUGAAAAUAAUCAAAUUAAUUUUAAACAAUUUAUUUUUCUUCUUGCAAAAUUUCGACGUGCUAAAUUUAAAUCAUCAAUUACAGAAUAUAAUACACGUGAUAGUAAACUUCGAUUUUUAUUUGAUAUGUAUGAUAGAAAUCAUGAUAUGAAAAUAGAUCGAAAUGAAUUACUUGAAGUUCUUAAAAUGAUGGUCGGUGGAAAUAUACAUGAUGAUCAAAUAGCAACAAUUGCUGAUCAUACAAUUAAUGAAUUAGAUACAGAUGGAGAUAAAUCAAUAACAUUUGAAGAAUUUUGUAAAACACUUGAACGAAUUGAUGCUGAUGAUAAAAUGAGCAUGAAAUUUUUAAGUUAA